This is a messenger RNA of Chenopodium quinoa (quinoa), 1891 nucleotides long. RefSeq names its product S-adenosylmethionine decarboxylase proenzyme-like. Gene Ontology annotation, biological process: spermidine biosynthetic process; spermine biosynthetic process. Gene Ontology annotation, molecular function: adenosylmethionine decarboxylase activity. Lineage: Eukaryota; Viridiplantae; Streptophyta; Magnoliopsida; Caryophyllales; Amaranthaceae. Gene Ontology annotation, cellular component: cytosol. The record is from RefSeq and is a predicted model, not a curated record. Bases 390 to 1694 code for a protein of 434 amino acids. The transcript has a single exon.
UGGCACGCCCAUAAGGUUAAAAAAAAAAUAGCAUGGCACAUCAUUUUAUUUUUUCACAUGAACCACUUAUUGAUAUCAUUGCACCUAUUCAAGCAUGCCCUUUAAUCCACCCAUUCUAACCAAUUAUCUUUCAUUAUUUUUUUAAAUAUUUUUUCAUAAUCUAUCUUUUAUCCAUUUUAUUUGUAACUAUAUAUAUAUAUAUAGUUCUCUAGAUGUUGUCAAGUAGUAGUACAUACAUAUUCUAGUGUUAGUUACAAAAGUUUUGAAGUACAAACACUAUUUCUUGAGAUAUUCUAGUGAGGUGAGUGAAAUAAUAUUACAACGAACGUACGUACGUUUUCUUUUUUAUAAACUUGAAAACGUUACGUGUUUUGUGAUUUGAUUAUAUUAUGGCUGUAUGUUCGGAGAAGAAUGAUACUGAAACGGGGGGCCAGCCCGUUUCAGCAAUUGGGUUUGAGGGGUUCGAAAAGCGGCUCGAGAUUAAGUUCUCGGGUGCGCCGGUUUUUAGUGAUCCGUCCGGGUUGGGACUUCGGUCCCUGACUCGGUCUCAACUCGACUCGUUCCUCGAUGAGGCUUCAUGUACUAUCGUGGCUAAUUUGUCGAAUUCGGAAUUCGACUCGUACGUGUUGUCCGAGUCGAGUUUGUUUGUGUACCCACAUAUGAUCGUCCUCAAGACAUGUGGGACCACAAAGUUGCUCCUUGCUAUUGAUCCCACUCUCAAAUUGGCUGAAUCAAUUGGACUCAUUGUGUCAAGUGUGCUCUACUCAAGGGGAACAUUUAUUUUCCCAAAUGCCCAAGUUGCCCCUCAUAGAAGCUUCUCGGAGGAAGUUAGUUACUUGAAUAGGUAUUUUGGUAAUUUAUCAUCUGGGCCCCACGCUUAUGUGUUGGGUGAUCCGACGGUCCCGAAUCGUCAUUGGCAUAUCUACUCAGCAUCUUCGGUUGAUGACGUGGAGGAUCGGGCGGCUGUGGUUACUUUAGAGAUGUGUAUGACGGGGUUAAAUCGGGAAAAAGCCGGUGUUUUUUACAAAAAAGAGGGACAUUUGGCUAAGGAAAUGACCAAAAUGUCCAAGAUUAAUGAAAUUAUUUCAAGUCACGUGAUAUGCGAUGUGGAUUUUGAGCCUUGUGGUUACUCUAUGAAUGGGGUAGAUGGUGGGGCCUACUCAACGGUCCAUGUGACCCCCGAAGAUGGGUUUAGUUAUGCGAGCUAUGAAGUCAUGGGGUUUGACUCAAGUUCGGUCCGGUUCGAGCCAUUGGUCCAAAGAGUGGUAAGGUGCUUUGAACCAAAGGAGUUGACUAUCGCCGUCACAUGCUUUGGAGAUGGUGUGGCACGUGAUUGGGUUAAUGAAAAGAGGGUUGAUGUGGAGGGUUUCAAGUGCCAAAGUGUAGUAAAGCAAGAGUUGCCAGGUGGCGGAUUUGUCUUAUACAAGACAUUUGUGGCCCACGUACUAGCGCAUGAGAUACGCGUGCCUAAAUCAAUCAUGGUUUGGUCUUGUUGGAAAGCCGCAGAAGUGGUGGAUGAUGGCCGCGAGAUGGUGGCUUAUGGACGUGUCAUGAGUGGGGGGCUCUUGGGUUGGGAAAGUGCAAUUAUGAGAACGGGAUGUGCAAACGUCAUUGAUAGUCGUCAAAUUAGCUUGAUUGAGUUUUUUUAUUCAUUUUUCUUCUUUUUGGGAUUUAGAAUUACUAGAGCUCAUUAGAAUAAUACAAAGAGUGUGUAAUCGUCCGCUCACAUGCAAAAGAAUGAUUGUACAAUAGCAACUCAUUGUUGGUUUGUGCUUUUGUGUUACCAACUUAAUUAGAUUUUGUCAUAUUCAAUGACAUUUGAGUAAGUAAUUAAUUAAGAGAAAUUCUUUUAAUUCUUGUCUUAUUAUUAUUAUCGCCUUUACUUCUUAAU